Parastagonospora nodorum SN15 is the source of this 960-nucleotide messenger RNA. RefSeq lists its product as hypothetical. The record is from RefSeq and is a predicted model, not a curated record. The transcript is spliced from 2 exons. The coding region runs from base 34 to 825 and encodes 263 amino acids. Lineage: Eukaryota; Fungi; Ascomycota; Dothideomycetes; Pleosporales; Phaeosphaeriaceae.
AUCAUCAGCGAGUUCUCAUUCUUUUGAGCAAUCAUGAAAUUCUCCCUCAUUGCCGCCCUGGCAUCUAUCGCUGCCGCCUCCCCUCUCGAAAUUUCAAAGCGCCAAUCCACCUCCUGGCAAUACUCAUGCGGAUCCGGCGCCGCGCCCAGCUCCUUCAAAGCCUUCAAUCUCGGCAGCUGCACCGCGCAACUCACGCUCAACAAGGACCGCUACAUCGGCGUACAAUGGGCCUUUGAAGCAACCUACGCCGACGGCACUCGCGCCGUGCACGCACCGUUCCGGGGCGUCGCGAAUUUCGGCGUCAGUGAUGCCUUCUACCCGUUGCCGGGGAACAACUUCCUCACGGCCUUACCGGGGAACUCGGCGUUUACGGCUGUGCAUGAGUUUGCGAAUGUGUGUAAGGGCGGGCAAGCGCCGGUGAGUUGGCGGUUUUAUACCACGAGUGCGAAUUCGGCGUGUUCGUCGAGCAGUUACCGGUACACGUCGGGGCAGAUUCCUGCGACGAAUGGUGCGGUGAGGCCGGCGAAGGUGUCGGGUGUGGUUAUUCGACGGGCGAACAAUGCAGGUGACUUUACGGUGACUUGGGCGCCGGUUGCGAAUGCUGUGGCGUACUCGGUAAUUGUGCAGUACCCGACGGGCACGGAUGAGAUUGGACGGCCGUACACGAAUGUCAGGGGUGCGCGCGUUCAGGGCGCUACUACACGCACUAUUGCAACCACGACUAGAAGGCAAGACGUGCAGCGUGAGGCGAUCGUGCAUGCGGUCAACUCUCAAGGCGUGUGGUCUUUGACAACUGAUGUACAGCCGGUCGCGGCGAGCUGGUAGGAAUAGCAAGAGACGGUUCUUGAGGUGGUUCACAGGGAAAUGUCUCAUGCAGUCAAAGAAGAGGUUGGUGGGAUACUAAAUAUGUGAGCAUGACAGACUUGCAUAAUUUGUAAUCAAAACCACAUUCACAUCAGU